This is a messenger RNA of Rhagoletis pomonella (apple maggot), 639 nucleotides long. Its product is annotated as ERAD-associated E3 ubiquitin-protein ligase HRD1B-like. The coding region runs from base 1 to 639 and encodes 212 amino acids. The transcript has a single exon. The record is from RefSeq and is a predicted model, not a curated record. Lineage: Eukaryota; Metazoa; Arthropoda; Insecta; Diptera; Tephritidae.
AUGUCCAUAAGACACAGUAACGAGAAUUUACCGCCUCAGGUCAGCGUGUGCGUUAUAUGCCGGGAAAAUUUUAGCGAAAACGAUGAAAUCCUAAAAACGGUAUGUUCGCACAAAUUCCACCGACAUUGUUUGCUGAAUUGGUUAAAACGCAAUCCCUCCUGUCCUCAGUGCCGUACUGCUUGCAGUAGCCGAGAUUUUUUAGCUGGUACGGGGGCACGUUCACGGGCAAAACAAACGGCUACAAGUGCUAACUCAGGCGGUAAUAAUCCAAAUUUAGAUUCGACCAGGCAAACUAAUCAGCCCGAAGAAGGAGCCAUGGGCUUACCGAUAAAUACUGAUCGCAACAACCUUGUCAAUGUAAACCUGACGAGUGAGGAAGCGCGUAUCAACACGCUAGUUAACGCUGUGAUUUCUGCUCGUCAGGCCUCUAUCUUUGACGGACUCGAAACACGAGUUACACAGUUGCUCGAACAGCAAAUUGAGGGGGCAUUAACUAACUUACUAAGCCGAGUCAAUUUAAAUGGAGCUCCACCGGUAGCCUCCAAUAACAGCAAUAAUCAAAACCAAAAUAUUUCCCAACAAAAUCCCCAUAUAUCUACUCCUGUUUUACCCCGCGAAAUGCCCUAUUUCGAAAAUUAA